GUACAAGUUGUGUGGACGGAACGGAGAUGCAUUCUGCCAAAACCGAUGCUUCGAGAGUUGGGCUUCUGGUGCCCUGAGAACGAGCUGCAUGUACCGAGCUCCUUCGACGCUAACCGCCCAAACCCUCUUCACCUUGUCGACGAUGCCUGGUUCGCUGGGUGCGACCCCGCUCUGCUGAAGACCAUUGAGUGGUACCUAACUCGGUCUUUCGUGGAGAGUCACGAACUGGCCUACAGCUUCUGUCGAUUUCCGGAUUGCUCGCUGGCACUUGAACAGCCUCGCGUUAUGGGUGCGUGUACGAUGACCGAUGGGAUCUACUGCUGGCCUGAGGGAUAUUGGCACUACGUGGGCCAUCACCACGUGAAGCCACCGCAGGAAUUCCUGGACCACCUGCUGGAGAGAUAUGGCACGAUGGCCGAGAUGACGAGGAAAGCGAGAAACGAGAAGAAGCUGCUCUUGUGGGAUGAUAUUGAGCAAAAGGCUAUGGAGAUGCCUCGAGCUAUGCAGGACUGGAUAACAAGCUACACUACUAUACAAACGGAAUAAAACGUAAAGUCUACCAGUCGAUGAUGUCACCCUUCCCAAAGUGAAGUAGUUGCAGAGGAUCUCCAAGUUUUGCUCGAUCAAUUAGACGCACCAUGCCUUCGACACUUUCCUCAGGCUCCACAGCGCCGUUAAAGUUGUUGUACGCUGUAUUCACAUUGCCUGGAUGCAGCAGCAAGCAUCCGAUCUUUUGCGGUUCCAAGUCAAUCGCCAAGCUCUUGGUAAACACAUUCAGAGCACCUUUCGAUGCUCGAUGUGCGUAUGCUCCACCUGAACUGUUAUCCGAUAUGCUGCCAAUGCGUGACGUGACUUGAGCUACAAAGGAGAAACCUCUUGCACUCACUGCCAACCGGAGAUUAGGCAGGAGAGCACGAGUCACUAGCAGUGGACCCAACGCAUUCACUUGAAAUUGCCGUAAACAGUCCUCCGAAGUCGUCUCAUUCAGACUAUAAAGUCCAGACGCACCAGCAUUAUUAAUUAGCAGAUCGAUCGCCACUCCUCGCAGCAUCGUCGCAAUUUCUUCAAUCGACUGCUGAUCCGCUACAUCCAACGGGAUCAGUCUCCAAGGGUAUAAUGAUUUCACCUGCAAAAAAUACACCACAAUACACUGUUAACCGACAGUCACCGUAAAUUCAAAGCAUUGCGAUGUACAUACCUCGUCCGCUGUGUUCACAUCUCUUACGGCCGCAAUGACAUUCCAUCCUUCCUGUGUAUAAUGCUUCACAAAGGCCAGUCCAAUGCCUCUACUCGCCCCCGUAAUCAUCACUGUCUUCUGUAUUGGUCCACUCACAAGUUCCGUCACUCUUGGGGUCUCUAUCGUCGUGUCCACACGGACAAUUUGCCUUCCCGGGGUAUUUCGUGCCAGCGCUAAAUGGUCUGUCACGU
Phytophthora nicotianae INRA-310 is the source of this 1428-nucleotide messenger RNA. RefSeq lists its product as hypothetical. Lineage: Eukaryota; Oomycota; Peronosporomycetes; Peronosporales; Peronosporaceae. The record is from RefSeq and is a predicted model, not a curated record. The coding region runs from base 46 to 546 and encodes 166 amino acids. The transcript has a single exon.